AUGUCUUCUCUAUUUGAUGCCGUUCUUCAGUCCGAGCUGGGCCCAGGGUCCAGCGCCCGUGAUGGACCUCAAUCCGACCACCUGCCCAGUUCUCGCCGCUCCGAGAGCAAUGGACCCAUGAGUGAUAUGAAUGCCUUCCCUGAUGACCGGGUUGUUGGUGCCAGCACAUCGGCUGUCAGCCGUCUACGAAAUCCUUACGCCCCUGGUCCCCCGCCAGUGAUCGAUGAGGCUGGAGAGAAAGUGCAGCAGGCAUUCGAGGAGCUUCUAGAGACAUUCAUGGAAGAGCCUUCGUCAUCGGCACCUCCAUCCUCCGGUGAGGCCCUCAGCGACAAAUACUACAUCGCACAGAUCAAGGGCAUGAAGAAAUUCGAGCUGUCCACUCUCUACGUGGAUUUUACCCACUUGACCUCGCUGGAGAAUCACAUUCUGGCCGAUGCCAUCGCCGGACAAUACUACCGCUUCCUCCCAUUCCUCACUAAAGCUCUUCACAACCUGGUCGCCAAAUACGAACCGGAAUACUUUGUUUCUCACAGAUUGGCCUCCAGCGCUUCCACGCAACCCACCGCCUCCGUGGCCUCGGCUUAUUCUAGUGUUAACGACAAUCCUGAUCUGGAGCGUCAAAUCCGCGAGAAGACUCGCCACCAGCAGACAGAUAAGCUUUUUGCCCUCGCCUUCUACAACUUGCCGCUGGUCUCGCGACUUCGCCAGCUGCGCACAAACCAGAUUGGAAAAUUGCUUUCUGUAUCUGGAACCGUCACGAGGACCUCCGAGAUUAGACCUGAGUUGUCGCUGGGAACCUUCAUCUGUGAGGGCUGCAAGACUAUCGUAACAAAUGUUGAGCAGACCUUCAAAUACACCGAGCCCACCGAGUGCCCGAAUGCCACUUGCGGUAACCGUCAUGGCUGGCGCUUGGACAUCGGCAAGAGUACCUUUGUUGAUUGGCAGAAGGUCAAGCUUCAGGAGUCAUCUCAUGAAAUCCCCACUGGUAGCAUGCCCCGCACUAUGGAUGUCAUCUUGCGUGGUGAGAUGGUGGACCGUGCCAAGGCCGGCGAGCGUUGCAUCUUCACGGGGACUCUGAUUGUCGUUCCCGAUGUGAGCCAAUUGGGACUCCCUGGUGUGCGUCCUGAGGCUGUCCGUGACAACAACUCUUUCCGCGGCAGCGAGGUCGGUGGCGGUGGUGUGUCCGGCCUGAAGGCGCUAGGUGUUCGUGACCUGACGUAUCGUCUGGCUUUCCUUGCCUGCAUGGUGACUCCGGACACCACGACCCCUGGUCAGAAGCCGGAGCAGCAACUCAGCGGCCAGUCGAACAACAUCCUGGCCUCUUUGAACCAGAAUACCGAUCCCGAUAUGAAUGAUGAUAAGGCUCAGGAAGCUUUCCUCCAGAGCCUCACACCCACGGAGGUCCAGGACUUGAAGAGACUGGUCCAUUCAGAGUACAUAUACUCUCGUCUCAUUGACUCAAUUGCUCCCAUGAUCUUCGGUCAUCGUCAAAUCAAAAAGGGUCUGCUUCUCCAACUGAUCGGUGGUGUCAGCAAGAAGACGGCCGCAGAGAGCCUGCAACUUCGUGGUGAUAUCAACAUUUGCAUUGUUGGCGACCCGUCCACCAGUAAGAGUCAGUUCCUGAAGUACAUCUGCUCCCUGCACCCCCGCGCAGUCUACACCUCGGGUAAAGCCUCCUCUGCAGCCGGUCUGACAGCAUCCGUCGUGAAAGACGCCGAAACCGGCGAAUUCACUAUUGAAGCCGGAGCUCUGAUGCUCGCUAAUGGAGGCGGAAUCUGCGCCAUCGACGAGUUCGACAAAAUGGAUAUUGCUGACCAAGUCGCCAUUCACGAAGCUAUGGAACAACAAACCAUCUCCAUUGCUAAAGCAGGCAUUCAUACAACCCUCAAUGCCCGCGCCUCCAUCCUAGCCGCCGCCAACCCCAUCGGCGGCCGCUACAAUCCCAAGCUCACCCUGCGUCAGAACCUGAAUUUUAGCGCGCCUAUCAUGUCUCGAUUUGACGUGUUCUUCGUCGUCCGAGAUGAGCCUAAGGAGCACGUUGAUCGCAGUCUGGCGGAACACAUUGUCAAUGUGCACAUGAACCGUGAUGAGGCUGUCGAACCAGAGUUAAGCACCGAGCAGCUGCAGCGGUAUAUUCAGUUCGCGCGUACUUUCCGACCUGUCUUCACGGAUGAAGCGAAGGCUCUUCUUGUUGAGAAGUACAAGGAGCUUCGUGCAAAUGAUGCUCAGGGUGGUAUGGGUCGCUCAUCGUACCGUAUUACCGUCCGUCAGCUGGAGUCUUUGAUCCGAUUGUCUGAAGCCGUGGCUAAGGCCAACUGUGUCGAGGAAGUUAUUCCCAAGUUCGUGAUCGAAGCAUACGAUCUUCUCCGCCAGAGUAUCGUGACUGUCGAAAAGGACGAUGUCGAGGUCGAAGACGACGUUCCCGCUGCUCGUGGUAUUGAUGAGGACCAAGAGAUGGGUGACCGUGACCGUGAUGGCGACAGCCCGAUGCGCGAGGACGGUGAAGAGGCCCAGACGCACGCGAAGGCUGAGAAGACAAAGACUAAGAUCACUUUCGACAAGUACUCCAAGAUCCUGAACCUGUUCGUGCAGCGUAUCCGCGAGGACGAGGUGAACCAAGGAGAGGGCGUCGAGCAGGAGGAUUUGAUCCUCUGGUACCUCGAACAAAUCGAGGGCGAGUUGAACACCGAGGAUGAUUACCAGCGCGAGCGGGACUUGGCAGCGAAGGUAUUGAAGCGCAGUGUCAGAGACCGGGUCAUUCUCCGUAUCUCUUCAAGUCUCAUGGAAGAUACUCAACAGUCCGUAGCAGAUAAGAUCCUCUACGUGAUGCACCCCAACUGCGCGUUUGAAGAGAUGUAG
This is a messenger RNA of Penicillium maclennaniae, 2859 nucleotides long. RefSeq names its product MCM DNA helicase complex subunit MCM6. The transcript has 3 exons. Gene Ontology annotation, cellular component: nucleus; MCM complex. Lineage: Eukaryota; Fungi; Ascomycota; Eurotiomycetes; Eurotiales; Aspergillaceae. Gene Ontology annotation, biological process: double-strand break repair via break-induced replication; DNA replication initiation; mitotic DNA replication. Gene Ontology annotation, molecular function: single-stranded 3'-5' DNA helicase activity; single-stranded DNA binding; ATP binding. Bases 1 to 2859 code for a protein of 952 amino acids. The record is from RefSeq and is a predicted model, not a curated record.